Dermochelys coriacea (leatherback sea turtle) is the source of this 8618-nucleotide messenger RNA. It is a transcript of the gene CD44, whose product is annotated as CD44 molecule (Indian blood group). Lineage: Eukaryota; Metazoa; Chordata; Testudines; Dermochelyidae. The coding region runs from base 129 to 3161 and encodes 1010 amino acids. The transcript is spliced from 20 exons. Gene Ontology annotation, molecular function: cytokine receptor activity; hyaluronic acid binding. Gene Ontology annotation, biological process: inflammatory response; positive regulation of ERK1 and ERK2 cascade; cell adhesion. Gene Ontology annotation, cellular component: plasma membrane; basolateral plasma membrane; macrophage migration inhibitory factor receptor complex. The record is from RefSeq and is a predicted model, not a curated record.
UAAAGUGUCCUUGACCAUAAAUUUGAAUAUCUGAAGCCAUUGCAGUUUUUGCUCUGUAUUGGUCUAGCUCGUGGUUGGGAGAACUGAGGCAAAGCAGCAACACAGACUGAGAGCUGAGGAGGCUGAAUAUGAAGAGAGGCCACAAAUUGAAUGGGCCAUGGAGACUGAGCUGUACCGUCAUACUUACUGCAGUGAUGGUCUCUCCAGAUGAGAACAGAGGCAUGUUGGCAGAAGAAUUUAAUAUAAGUUGCAGAUAUGCAGGCGUUUUCCAUGUUGAGAAAAAUCGUCGCUACAAUCUCACACGAAGUGAGGCAGUCGAACUCUGCAGAGCUCUCAAUAGUACCCUGCCAACAAUGGACCAGAUGAAGAAAGCUCAUGAAUUAGGAUUUGAAACUUGCAGGUAUGGUUACAUAGAAGACAGAAUUGUAAUCCCACGAAUCAAGCCAUAUUAUCUUUGUGCAGCAAAUAACACUGGAAUUUAUGUACUCACUUCAAAUAUAACAGACCGGUAUGAUACAUAUUGUUAUAACGCAUCAGAAACCAGGGAUAUGGUAUGUGAACCAAUCAUAAAACUAAAUGAUUCUUGGCAUGAUAAUCAAAGCCGAAUAGUCAUAGAUAAUGCGGAUGGCUCACGUUACACUAAUGGUGUGAAACACCCCGAACCAACUCCAGUUACAGAUGAUAAUCAUGUGGGUAGUGGUUCAACAUAUGACGGAGAUACAACAAACCCCACCAGCAUCAGAAUUCAUACACCUGGUGCCCCAUAUUAUGAAGAUACAACCCCAGAUGCACUCUCAACAGAUUAUUCUUCUGUGUCGGACAGAAAGGAAUAUCAUUCCACAAGUACCAAUGAUAUUGCAAUAUCUUUCGAUGACAAGCGGGGUGAAGAUUCAACUAUGAUUUCACUGAUAACUGAUGGUGUUCCUGGAAAAAACAGUGAUCAUCCUAGCAAAGGACAGCAUCCCACAAGUACUAAUCUCAGCUCACAUGAUGAUGGUGCAGAUGGUGAAGACUCAACACAGGAUCCCUUAAUACCGGUAAUUUCCCUCGGAGGGGACAACAGUGAUGACAAGGAACAGCACCCUCCAAGUAGCACUGUGAACCCGCAUCAUGGUGCACAUGAGGAAACCUCCACCCAACACGAGGGGAAUCCGUCCCCUGACAUUUGGUGGUGGUCCAAUACAGAUCACAAGGAGCAGCAUCCAACCACAGCAACUAAGGAUGAGGAUUCACAAGAAAAUGAAACAGAUGAUGAAGAUUCACUGCAAGAUCCAUUACACUCUGGAUGGGACACAAAUGAUGACACGGAACAGCACCCUCCAGUUACCAAUAAGGAUGUGGAUUCCCAUGGUGAUCCCAAGCGUAUAGAAUCAACCGAAGAGCCUUUGUUGCGUAAUGUUUCUCUUGGAGGGGACAAAGAUGAGGACAAGUAUCCCACAAACGCUACUGUGGAUAGUGUGAAGCCUGAACUUUUCCCUGAAAAGGAAAGAGAUCAUUCUUCUUCAAGUGUGACGGUGAAUAAUGAAAUAGGACGCAACACAUAUACUCCUACAGCAGUUGUGGUCUCCAAUGAAGGUGCCAAAAAUGAAGAUUCAACCCAAGAUCCUUUCUUGCAUAAUGUUUAUCUUGGAGGGGACAAAGAUGAGGACAAAUAUGCCACAAACACUAAUGUGGAUAGUGUGAAGCCUGAACUUUUCCCUGAAAAGGAAAGAGAUCAUUCUUCUUCAAGUGUGACGGUGAAUAAUGAAAUAGGACGCAACACAUAUACUUCUACAGCAGUUGUUGUCUCCAAUGAAGGUGCCAAAAAUGAAGGUGCAACCCAAGAUCCUUUCUUGCAUAAUGUUUAUCUUGGAGGGGACAAAGAUGAGGACAAAUAUGCCACAAACACUACUAUGGAUAGUGUGAAGCCUGAACUUUUCUCUGCAAAGGAAAGUGAUCAUUCUUCUUCAAGUGUGACGGUGAAUAAUGAAAUAGGACGCAACACAUAUACUUCUACAGCAGUUGUGGUCUCCAAUGAAGGUGCCAAAAAUGAAGAUGCAACCCAAGAUCCUUUCUUGCAUAAUGUUUAUCUUGGAGGGGACAAAGAUGAGGACAAAUAUGCCACAAACACUACUAUGGAUAGUGUGAAGCCUGAACUUUUCUCUGCAAAGGAAAGUGAUCAUUCUUCUUCAAGUGUGACGGUGAAUAAUGAAAUAGGACGCAACACAUAUACUUCUACAGCUAUGGUCUCCAAUGGCGGGACCAAACAUGAAGACUCAACCCAAGAUCCACUACUGCGUACUGUUCAUCCUGGUUGGGGCAAUGCAGACAAGUAUCCCACGAAUGUUACUAGGGAUGAUGUACUGCAUGGAAUUAUUCCUGCAAGUGAAAAUGAUCAGGAAAAGGAAUCUUCUCAUACAGCUGUGGUCUCCAGUGAUGGUGCCACACAUAAAGGCUCAACCCAAGAUCCAUUGUUGCACGGUGCUCAUCCUGGCUGGGGCAAUGAAGACAAGUAUCUCAUAGCUACCUCUAGGGAUGAUGUGCUACCUGGAAUUAUUCCUCCAAGUGAAACUGAGCAUAAAAAUGAAUCUUCUCAUACAGCAGUGGUCUCCAAUGAUGGUAUCAAACAUGAAGACUCAACUAAAGAUCCACUGGCACCGAGCAUUCAACCUGGAGGGGAUAAUGAAGACAAAUAUCCCACAAACAAUCCCAUUGAUAAUUUGAUACCUGGAGUUUUUUCUGACAUUGAAAGUGGACAUGGCAGAGGACCAGCUUCUACAGCCACCAGUUCUAUACCUAACAAACAUGGUGGCAGAAGAGCAAAUCCAUCUGGACAGGUCACAUCACCAAAAAUAGCUUCACAGCCGAGAUCAGCCCAAAUACCAGAAUGGUUGAUCAUAGUGGCUUCUCUUCUGGCACUGACAUUGAUUCUGGCAGUCUGCAUUGCUGUCAACAGUCGGAGAAGAUGUGGGCAGAAGAAAAAGCUAGUGAUUAACAAUGGCAAAGGGUCAGUGUCAGACAAGAAGAUGGGUGGACUGAAUGGAGAAGCCAGCAAAUCUCAAGAAAUGGUGCACUUGGUACAUAAAGAACAGUCAGAUAAUCGAACAGGACCAUGUGAUGAAUUCCUGACCACAGAUGAAACACAAAAUCAGCAAGAAGCUAACAUGAAGACUGGGAUGUAGUAGUGUUGGGCCACCUUGUAGAUCGAGAGUUGGGAAAAUCAAAAUCACAUGGAACUGGGCCUGGAACUCACAGAUGCAAUGUGCUACUGAUGUCUUUUGAGCAUAAUUAAGCGUACAUUUUAUUCUUCUUUUUAAUAUUUUUAAAAGUCAGGUCCAAAUUUUUAAAAAUUGGCAUUGCUUUCUGAUAUAAGCACGUAAGACUUGCAUAAAUUUGGCAGUUCCCAUUUCCUACCUGGAAGACACUUACAUGUAAGGAGGGAUGCUAAUUGAAAUCAUAUUUUCUCCAGUUGCAGCACCUUCACUAAGUGGAAAUACAGAAAUAUCUAGUCACUUCAUCUCAAAGACAUUUAUGGUAAUAAAUGUCUAGAGAAAAAUAGAGUUAAAGAAAAAAAGGGCUUUGGUAGAGUCUGUAUUACACCAGAAUCUUUUAAAAUCACCUUCCAGCCCUGAGGAGUUUGUCAGGUGCAUUCAGGAUCUGCAGGUAUAGGCAAACUGUGACAGUUUAGAAUGAUUACAACUAGGACUACAAUGAGAGAACCCCAAAAGGACAAAACUAUUUAUCUCUAUUUUUUUUAAACGCCCAUGGAUAUAUAAUGCCAAUAAUUUUUAUUGGGGCGAGUGGGAAAAGACACGAAAACUUGAGCUGAUACAUAAUAAAUGUCUGUUCUUUAUUAUCUUAACAAUCUGUGCAGUUACCCUUCAGUUUCAAAACUGUCUGUUGCUGUUCCCCCAUCAAUCAUAUUUUGAGUAUGUUCCCUAGCGAACCUUGUUAUUUAAGUUGACAAAUAAAUGCAGUGACCACAACUCAAACACAUAUUUCAAAACCUAAAAGUAGGAAAUGAUCAAAAAGAUGGCAAUAUUUUGUUUCUUGCAGAAUAGGGCUCUAUCUAUCCCUGCUCUCAGAUAUUAUCAUAAGAUGUGAGGUUAGCACAACCUGUUUUUCCCAAUAAUUAUUGCAUGUUACAUUAUCUUGCUGAUAUUUUAACUGUCUAAUUAAAAUUAUGUGAUGUUCUCUUUUGGAUUCCAUUUCAUCCAUCUUUUCGUUUAAACUCUGCUUAUUAAAAAUGCCAAGAGAAAUAUUGUUUACUUGUUGAAACAAGAAGUUGGAAAACUAUAUAAAGAUCAAAGAAAAUGAAAGAAAACUAUUCAAACAACAUAAAAUAGCUGCAGCUGCAUUGCCUCAUGUUUCCGUCUCCUUUGUACAGUAUUUAUGUAAAGUAUUUGUGUAAACUAAGAUGGCGUGCAGUAAGGUACACUGAAUUGAUUGUGCAUAUUAUCAGCAAGAAAUCGAAUUACCAGCAAUAGUCUAUCUAACUUCACUUCAAGGAAAAAUCUAAGUAAAAACAAUUCAUUAUGUAACUAUAAUCAAUGAGGACCCUAUGCACCAGGGGAUGGGAAUUGUUAAAUGGUUAGUCAGUUAAGCAAAAUAGUCCCAUUCACUGAGCAUGGAUCCUUAAUGAACUGAGACGAGCCCACUAAAAUCAUUUAUUUUAAUUUCAUUUUUAAAGAAACGUAAGCAAUUUAAAAUUUCAGCUAGAAUUGUCUAAUAUUGUGCUUUAUUCGUACCACUAUGCAUGAGAUUGCUGAGGUUGUGUUUCUCAAAGUAGAUCUUUAGCAGCUCACCAUAAGUGUUUGUUUAAUGACAUAUUGUAACAUGGUAAGAUUUCUCAGGCAGAUUGCCAUAGGUGAAAUUGUGCAAGAGGGCCAGCAAAGCAUGACUCAUUUUGACUGCUUAAGUGGCAUAUGUGCUGGCCCACUGAACAGGGAUGUUUCACACAUAGAAAGUCACACGUUCGUGGGCUGUAUAUGAUCAUACGCUUUGAAGUCAAUGGAGUUAUACCUGUUUACAUCAUCAGUAAAUAUGGUCCAAUGUCAACAUUCUCAUCCUGUAAUGAACAUACAUAACUCAGUUAUGCUGUGGGAGAUUUGUUUCCUUCAGGCAUUUUUCAUUCCUGAAGUAGUUUUUGACAGUGUUUUCCAUCAGCCAUUGUAAAUCAGAAUGGUCAGUCUCCUGAAGGAUGCAUUUAAAUGGGCACUGUGCAUAAAAUUUGAUCAAAGCAGAGGUUCAGAACAAGGCCUCUUCACCUCUUGAGUCCUAGCUGAACAUAGGGGGUCUCUGAAAAGACCUCUUUAAGUACAGGCUUUGGCAUGUUACACAUUAGAAUUCUUACUCUAAACAGGAGUAUACGUAUUCAGAUAUUUAAUGGGGAAAUUUGCCAUCUCCUUCCCAGAUUACUCAAUUUCAGUAUCUAGUAUGGCAAGGACAUCAUGAUUUGACUUCUUUGGAGGGGGUUUUUUGUUUUUUGUUUUUUUUUUUUUGAUAGGGUGGCAUGCAAUUUCCCUUACAGAAGCAGUGCCAUUAUUUUAUAUAUGCAAAAGUGAUUCAUAUUAGAUGUCAUGUGUCACGUGUAAUUAAUUUGUAUUAUAGUUUCAUGCAUAUAACAAUUGUUUGUACUGAGGUGAGGUUUUAUUGUUUGGGGACUUUUUUUGUUUACUACAGAGCACCCUCGGUAUAUUUGUAUAUUUAUUAACAGAUUAAUUAGAAGGAAGAAAGAAUCAUCUCUAAAUUGUAAUCAGAAACAUGGGGGGAAAAGUAAAUUGAGCUUCCAAAAAUAAAUUUGAUUCUAAAUUAAGGGAAAAGAUAAGAUUGGUAUUAUUAUUAACUAGGGGUUUUUUUUGUUUUUUUUGCUUUGUCCCAAUGAGCCACAAGUCUAUUUACCUGGUUGUAAAUGCUAGGCUACACCCAGCUGUACUCUUGCAUGCUUUACUAACAUUAUGUGUGGGGUUUCCAAGCAUUCAUUCAUCUGGGGGAAAAAAGUCAGCUUGCCAGUUUGAAAUGGGUGGUUUGGCUUCUCUAGAAAUUAGAUGAUGAGUCUAAUUCUCAUCUUACCUAGAGCUGAAUCCUGUAAGAUGCUGACCUCCCAUUGAAGUCAGUGGCAAUUGAGGGGGCUUAGCACCUAAUGGAAUCAAGCCCUUACAUCUUUGUCACACCAGUGAAAUUCAACUAACUUAGACAGAUUUGGUGUGUGCAUGGGCCUGAUAUUUUUUGCUGGCACUACUUAAUUUUCCAGUGGGGCAGGUUUAACUCAGAAAAAGCAAGGGUAGGGCAGCCUUGUAAGCAGCAUAUGGUGUUAAAUUACCUCAGACAAUGCUGAAUAUAAGAAAUAUAGCCAAUACUUGAAUUUCAUGGAAAUAUCUAAAACACCGAGUGUAUUAAGAGUGAGAGGUGGCUGUAAUCUCUCUCUUUCUGAUCAAUGACUUCACCCAUGUUUUCCAGAUGAUUUAUAAAGAACGGUUUAUUGAAGCAGAGAAGUGAGAAGGGUUACAUUAUGUUAAAAAGCUUUAUGGCAAGGGAGUGUUUUAAAUAUUUUCCACAAAGUCAGUGGCAAUUGGAAUUCCAGUAUGAUAUUUCUAUGGUUUUUCUGGCAUCUCAGGGAUGUUUUGUGUGUGUAAUUUGACAGUAACACGAACCUACCCCUGUAUUAAGUAGUUUGGAAGGAUUUAGCAUGCUGAUGGAGACUUCCAAGGAGAUCAUUACCAGGGCCCUGAUUACUACAGAGUAAUGGAGCUGUGCAGAGACAGAGUCUUGCCCCUUGGUUAGGGGAGUGCCUAAUUAGCCUUUCUAUGGCUUCAGGAAAGUAACUAUUUCCCUCUCAGAAUUAGCUGUGGGACCCAGGAGACUUAGGGCUUACUGGAGAUCAACGCUGUGGUGUUCGUAGUGAAGACCCGUUAAAUUGACCGCAGAUUGCUCUCCCAUUGAUGCCAGUACUCCAUCGGAAGAAGAAGAGUAAGGGGCUCUCCCGUCGACAUAGCGUAGUGUGGACCCAGCAGUAUCUAAGCUAUGUCAACUUGAGUUACACUACUAACAUAACUCAAAUUGCAUAGCUUAGAUCGUCUUUCCCCUGUAGUGUAGACAGCCUCAAAGAACUUAAUUGAGCCAGCAGUUGUGGGGACUAUUUUGACUUAAAUUGGUUUCUUGGAGGAAGUUAUUCAAUAUUGCAGCCAAAAGCUUUUACUUCAUCUUAGUAAGCUACUAAUGGCUCCUACUACUCUAGUUGAAGGCGAUUAGAUUGAAUUAAAUUUGAUACUUUAUAUUUAGAUAAAUAUAGACACAGGAAUAGAUCUGGAUACUGAUUAGCUUUCUGAUGUAGGGAAGAUGUUGAAACCUGAAGUUGCCCGGGGUGAAAUCAUACCUCCAUUGAAGUCAGUGACAAGUCUCCCAUUCACUUUAAUGGAGUAAGGUGUUUUGGGGAACAGAGCUUAACGUGAUUAAGAUGGGAGAGAGAAUGCUUUAGGCAGCAAGAAGUUUGUGAGAGAGUUAAGAGAAGCGGUGCAGUGAGAGUGAAAUCUCUGUGUUACUCACUAGGAAAGUCCCUUCCCCAUAACUGGUACUUAGCAUUUGAUAUUUGAACAUGCUGUAAUUCUAGGCAAAAAAAACUGAACUGAUCUUUCCCAAUGAGCUUUCCUCCCCCUGUUUGUAAGCUGAAUGUGAAAUCUCUCCCACUCACAGCUCAUCUAGUUACUACUAUGCCAGGUGGCAAGUAGGACAUACCCAGUACACGUCUGCUGUUAAGAACAACUGCUUUCCCUACUGAAAGUAAAGAAAACCAGAGUGUGAAUUUGGCAAAGACGAAUAAUGAUGCCCAUUAAAUAUGGUUCAGAUUAUACUUUUGUCUUCAUUAUCUCUAUUUAAAGCUAUUGUUAAAGAUGUACUUUCCCAGUGCUUAACACAAGGCUUCUGGAACUGUCCUAUUGGCACCUAUUAUUAUGUUUUUAAAGUUUAUGCAGGCUAAGGCAGGUUGUGGUUGUUGGUUUUUCCCUUUUCAUGGAGGAAUUAUGGAGUUUUACCAGUUAACAUGGAAUGAAAAUCCACUUUUGUAUGCAUGUACAUUGCUCACUUUCAAGUCAGCUGUGAAUAUUGAAUAUUUUCCGGUACUGCGAUUUUUGGAAAGUAGUGAUGAUAAAAAGUUGCUGUUUAUCAAAAGUGUCCUCAGUCAGAGGUGGCCUUCUGUCCUCAAGAACGCUGAUUGUUUUUUCAAGGGGAAAGGCAAUUGAAGUCAAUGAAGUUCUACUUUUGCCCUUACAGUCAGUGUGUAUUCCAUGUUGACCUGGAGAAUAUCUAACAGUGGUAUUUGCACUGCUUAAAGGGAAGUCACCAUUUUAUAUUAUAACCUUUUCUCAAAUUUUCUGCGGACAAGUGAAUCCCUUUUAUCUAAUUUUGAACCCACUGGAACAUGGAGGUUUGAAAGUUUGACUUAAACAUCACUGAGUUCUGCUUAGAAAAAAAGGAACAGAGAAGAAAAUCCAAUGAUAAAAUGAAAGUGAAAAAUUUAGGACAUAAGGAACAAAGAGGGGAGUGAAAAAAAUUCUCAUAAAAAGUAGACAUAGUUUUAAUGCCAUAUAUAGGAACCUCAUUGUGCCAGACUAUAUUUUUGGAAAGUUCCUCUAUUACUUUUA